This is a messenger RNA of Penicillium mononematosum, 1521 nucleotides long. RefSeq names its product putative MFS transporter. Lineage: Eukaryota; Fungi; Ascomycota; Eurotiomycetes; Eurotiales; Aspergillaceae. The transcript is spliced from 5 exons. Gene Ontology annotation, biological process: transmembrane transport. The record is from RefSeq and is a predicted model, not a curated record. Gene Ontology annotation, molecular function: transmembrane transporter activity. Gene Ontology annotation, cellular component: membrane. The coding region runs from base 1 to 1521 and encodes 506 amino acids.
AUGAUUCAGAUACAUGGUAUCACCAGCGCCAGUGAAGCCCCUCAUGUCUCCGAAAAAGAUGCAGCGCUGGCAGUGGUGAGCGAUGUAGCCCAGGAAAUUGAUCCAGUGGUCGAAAAAAGGGUCCUCCGAAAGAUCGACUUGUAUUUAAUGCCUGCGAUGCUCAUAGGAUAUGGAAUGGUGUACUAUGACAAGGCAAUCCUAGGCAGUGCCGCCCUCUUUGGUAUGACGACCGACUUGGAUUUAUCAGUGAAAGACUAUUCCACUUCUCCCCCGACAGUUGACACUUCCCGGCUCGGUUGGGCAACGUCAAUCUUUUAUUUUGGAAUGCUUGCGGGUCUCUACCCAAUGACAUUUGUUCUUCAAAGGUUCAACAUUCGAACUGUCCUGGGUCCCGUUGUUCUUGUUUGGGCUGUGAUCUGUGCCGCCACUGCCGGUGUGUCAACCUGGCAAGGUCUUUAUGUACAACGAUUCUUCCUUGGCUUCAUUGAAAGUGUGAUUCCCACGGGCUUCAUGACUAUAGUCAGUGGAUAUUACACCCAAGAAGAACAAGCUCUCAGACAGGCUUGGUGGUUUUCAGGGACUGGUUGGUUUACAAUCAUUGGCAGCGCCCUGAAUUACGGAUUCGGUCAGAUCACAUCGGGAUCUUUGAAAAGAUGGCAGUAUAUCUAUAUCCUUGCUGGUGCUCUUACCUUCUUAUUUGGCCUGUGGUGUUGCACUAUGCCGAACUCUCCAGUCUCGGCUUGGUUCUUGACCCCAGAAGAACGAAUGGUUGCCGUGGAAAGAUUGCGAAAGGGACAAACCGGUGUGAGGUGUCAGAAGAUAAAGCUCGACCAGAUCAAAGAAUGUUUGACCGAUGUCAAGAUCUAUCUAGUGGCUAUCAUGAUGGCAGCGGCGUAUACUAUCAACGGUGCCAUCUCUGGGUUUGGGCCCUUGAUUGUGUCAACCUUCGGCUACGACACUCUUGAUUCGAUCCUGUUCCAGUUUCCCGUUGGAGGCGUUUGUGUCAUUUUCAUUCCGCUCUGUGGCUACAUUUCUACUAUCGUGCCCAACGUUCGCAUACCUAUGCUUAUUGCCUGCUGCUUGCCUGUUAUUGCCGGUUGUGUGAUGAUCUGGAAAUCCCAAUGGGGAUACCGUCCCGUCACGCCGGUUGUUGGUUAUGCAUUGACUGGCUUCUUUGGACCAGUGGUUAGCCUGAUCAUUACAACUGGAGCUUGCAACGUUGCGGGUGCUACAAAGAAGACCGUCAUGGCGGCAACUGUGUUUGUGGCGUACACUGUCGGCAACAUUAUCGGGCCUCAGUUGGUGAAAAGCGACACCAAGGCACAGCAUUAUCCGGAAUUGUGGACGGGUAUGAUCAUUUGUUACUGCAUUACAAUAGCCGCUGCAGUUGUGCUGUAUCUGGUGCUUCGCCGAGAAAAUCGAAUCAGGGGAGAAUUGGACUUGGAUGAGGUGCAGCGAGACAAGAUUGCGUUUGAUGAUCUUACCGACAAACAGAACCCCUUCUUCCGCUAUGCUUUAUAG